CAUAUUGAUUCGUCAGUUCUGCGAUCAUUCAGCAUCAUGCCUGAACCAGCCAAGUCCGCGCCUAAGAAGGGCUCUAAGAAGGCCGUCACGAAGACCGCCGGUAAGGGAGGAAAGAAGCGCAGAAAGUCCAGGAAGGAGAGCUACGCCAUCUACGUGUACAAAGUGCUGAAGCAGGUUCAUCCUGACACCGGCAUCUCCUCCAAGGCAAUGGGCAUCAUGAACUCUUUCGUCAACGACAUCUUCGAGCGCAUCGCCGGUGAGGCGUCUCGUCUCGCUCACUACAACAAGCGCUCCACCAUCACGUCGAGAGAGAUCCAGACCGCCGUGCGUCUGCUGCUGCCCGGUGAGCUGGCCAAACACGCCGUGUCUGAGGGCACCAAGGCCGUCACCAAGUACACCAGCUCCAAGUAGAGUCCCCGAGACUCCCACAUACCCAAAGGCUCUUUUAAGAGCCACCCAUAUACUCCGACAAAAGAGAUUUUGACCGUAAGGUGUUUAUUUAAUUGUAAGAAAACCCUAAUCUUUGCUUUUCUUUUUGUUUCAAGGUGGCUUUUGAAUUCAUGUAAACUGCACUGCUGUCUUUUUUUUGUUUUGCAGUUAACCUACAUUUGAAAACUAUGAUUUCAGUAGAGUAAAUAUUCUAUGUAAUUCAAAUUUUAGCAGGUUCAGGGAAAACACGUUAAAUAAUUAAACAAAUGUAUUCAAUACAGUAGUGUUUUAAGUUAUAUACAGAAAAACACUUUUUUUAAGUUUUAAAGAUUAUUUGGAUUGUGUAUGGUUUGACUUUCAUUUCACUUGAACUUUGUUAAUUUCUCAGGGCUAGUUGAUUUAAAUAAGUCUUAAUGUGUUUUACUUCCAUCAAGUUUUUUCUCAAUAAAUAUACUCAGUCAUCAGGGUUUGAGCACUAAUGGUCCAUAAGGAUGAUUAGAGAUCUUGUGGUUUUUACUGCAAAGUCCGUCUGGAGUCAGUGUGGAUUCAUAUUCAACAUUUAAAAUUGAAUUAAUCACUUCAUUGGACCUUACAGGACAAAAUAAAUGUGAUAUCUGCAGAACCUUAUUAACCUCAACCUUGUUUAUUUUUAUAAUUUCUAUCAUAUGUGUAGUCAUCUAAUCUUUUUCAUUUGUGUGAACUGCUGAGUGUAAACUCUCUUUGUAGAAACUAUGAAAUAUAAUCUUGGAAUUCAGAAAUAUUAUACCAGACAAACCCUCGUGUUUAAAAAAAGUAAAUAAAUGGAAUCAUUCUCUGA
Megalobrama amblycephala (Wuchang bream) is the source of this 1246-nucleotide messenger RNA. RefSeq names its product histone H2B-like. Gene Ontology annotation, molecular function: DNA binding; structural constituent of chromatin; protein heterodimerization activity. Bases 37 to 411 code for a protein of 124 amino acids. NCBI's taxonomy places the organism in Eukaryota, Metazoa, Chordata, Actinopteri, Cypriniformes, Xenocyprididae. The record is from RefSeq and is a predicted model, not a curated record. The transcript has a single exon. Gene Ontology annotation, cellular component: nucleosome.